AUGGUAGGAUUCGUACCUUAUCCUGAUAACCUCAACUUGGACAAGCUGAGUGAGCCUAUUCCAGGUACCCAAUCUCAAGGUCAAAGUGCAACAUAUCGAUGUGCUAUCUGGGACAAACAAUGGUGGGAGAACCUUCCUGAUGAACCUACCACCCUCUUCGAGUUAUUCGAGCAAUCCGUCGCUCGUCAUCCUUCUCGAGCAUUAUUCCUUCGACGACCCCUUCUGCCGUCCAGCCCAUCUGCACCAGCGUCCACCACUCAAGAACCAGUCUACUCCCGUACACUGGUUCCAACAUCUUACGGAACCGUACAAACUCGACGAUCCAAUCUUGGUUCAGCCCUUUUGGCUUUGGAAAGAGAUGGCAGACUCAAAUCGUCUAUAGAGAGGAACGGCGUCAGUCCUCCCGAAAUUACUCAUCCUGGUAUACCGUACUUUGGCAACGCCAACAGAGUAAAAGGUGGUUCGAGGAGGGGUUGGGCCGUGGGGAUCUGGUCGAAGAAUAGAGAGGAAUGGCAAGUGGUCGAUUUAGCUUGUCAGGCUUAUGGAUUGGUGGGAGUCAGUCUGUAUGAGACUCUUGGACCGGAUGUGGCUCAGUAUAUUACGAACCACUGUCCUCUUCCUAUCAUCUUUGCUUCCUCAAACCAUAUCCCCUCACUCCUCAAGAUAGCCCCCAAAUGCCCCUCCCUCAAGAUCGUCGUAUCGAUGGAUCCUCUCCCUCGAUCGGAGCAUGAGCUCCUAUCCCAAUGGGCAGCAAGUCUAGGAUUGGAACUGUUAGUAUUGGAUGAUCUUGAAAAAUACGGUUCGAUGGAUGGGGUUUUCAUCGAACCUGGCCCUGUCAAAGGGGUUCAAGGUGAAUUGGAAUUGGAUAGGGAGAGGGUGGUCACCAUUAGUUACACCAGUGGAACUACGGGCGAUCCCAAAGGUGUGGUGCUCACGAACAAGAACUUGACUUACGCCGUACGUUCCAACAUGCUUGGAUCGACCGAAGGAAUAACCGACGGCGUAGAAUGGAAAUACAUCUCGUAUCUUCCUUUGAGUCAUAUCUUUGAGCGAUUCCUCCACUAUGUCGUCAUGUACGGUGAUGGAACCAUCGCAUUUACCACAGGAGAUGUAACGAAAUUACUCGAAGAUGCUCAGAUCAUUCAACCGAAGUUCAUGGCCGGUGUACCCAGGGUAUGGAAUAGGAUCCAUGCGGCAGUGGCCACUCAGAUGGAAGCUGGCGGGCUGAAAGGAGCUUUACUUCGACGAGCGGUAGAUGCCAAGAUAGCUAAUUGGAGACAGACUGGAAGUGUUACUCAUCCAUUGUGGGACGCUCUUGUCUUCAGAAAAAUCAAAGCAUUGCUGGGUGGCCAGCUGGUCUACAUGUGUUCAGGGGCUGCACCGCUAACUCCGGAAGUUCACGAGAUGCUGAAAAUCUGCUUUGGAUGCGAAGUUGUACAAGGGUAUGGUCUUACGGAGACCAUCGGUACUUGUACUAAAGGUAUCGGUCAAGACGUCAGGGCAGUGGGUACUGUAGGAUUUAUCCAAAACUGUAACGAUCUCAAACUCAUCGAUCAUGCUGAUAUGGGGUACACAAGUCAAGAUAAACCUAAUCCCAGAGGAGAAGUCUGCUUGAAAGGGUACAAUAUCACUCCCGGUUAUCUUCAUAACCCUAAAGCCACCGAAGAGUCUAUCGAUAAAGAUGGGUGGUUCCAUACGGGAGAUAUUGGUGAGGUUGACGCGUAUGGCCAUUUGAAGAUUGUAGAUCGAGUCAAGAACGUAGUCAAGCUGAGUCAGGGUGAAUACGUUGCUUUGGAGAAACUCGAGUCGCUCUAUGCUCUCGAUCCAUUAUUCGCCUCUUUACUCGUACAUGGGGACUCGACCCGAUCAAGUUUGGUUGCACUCGCUGUCCUUGACCCGGCUCAGGCAGCAUCUCUAAUUCACCAUGCGCUGGGUAAACACGUCAAAGCUGAAGAUCUGGCUGCACUUGAAAAAGCAGUGGGCGAUAAGAAGAUCAGGAAAGCCGUUUUGAAAAGGCUGGCCAGGACUGCUAAAGAGCAUAAGCUGAAUGGGUUCGAGAUGAUUAAAGGUGUUCAUUUGACUUUGGCACCUUUCCCUGAAGAUAUCAUGACACCUACAUUGAAGAUCAAGCGUAAUGUUGCCGCUAAGAAAUUCAAUAAAGAGAUUGAUGCAGCGUAUAAAGAAGCUGAAGCUCCGGCUGACAAAGAUGAAGGUGCGGGAGCAGGUGCUGCAUCUAAACUUUAG
Molecule: messenger RNA, 2244 nt
Organism: Kwoniella botswanensis
Lineage: Eukaryota; Fungi; Basidiomycota; Tremellomycetes; Tremellales; Cryptococcaceae
Exons: 20
Coding region: 1-2244 (747 amino acids)
Biological process (GO): long-chain fatty acid metabolic process
Cellular component (GO): membrane; endoplasmic reticulum
Molecular function (GO): long-chain fatty acid-CoA ligase activity
Source: RefSeq, a predicted model, not a curated record